AUGGCGCCCAUCAAGCUCGCCUGCCUCUUUCUAGUGUUUCUUUCUACUACUACUGCGUGCCUCUCCUUACCACAUUCAUCCCAAGAUAAAACUGCAAGCACAGAAGUUGAUGCUGUUUCAAGUGCAAAGCUGGGAGUUGUGGAAAAUGGAAGGGGUACUACUACGACCAGUACUGUUUAUAGAAACAAGAGGAUAAAGGGAAGGAAAAUGGCGGCGGCUGGGAAUGAGACGAAGGAACAGAAGAAAGAUGAGGGUGCAGUUAAUGGAAGGACGUCAUCAAACAUAUCAAGUACUGAAGAAGGCUCAAAUGUAGGAUAUAGCCGUUUUCCUGAAGAAGAUGAUGAGGCAGGUUUAGGUUUUGUCGCUUUCAAUGCUGAUUACAAAGCACCAAGGCACCACCCACCUGCGAAUAACUGA
Alnus glutinosa is the source of this 417-nucleotide messenger RNA. RefSeq names its product protein GOLVEN 7. Gene Ontology annotation, biological process: positive regulation of cell population proliferation; cell differentiation; regulation of root meristem growth. NCBI's taxonomy places the organism in Eukaryota, Viridiplantae, Streptophyta, Magnoliopsida, Fagales, Betulaceae. Gene Ontology annotation, molecular function: growth factor activity. The record is from RefSeq and is a predicted model, not a curated record. The transcript is spliced from 2 exons. Bases 1 to 417 code for a protein of 138 amino acids.